Molecule: messenger RNA, 2523 nt
Organism: Thamnophis elegans (Western terrestrial garter snake)
Lineage: Eukaryota; Metazoa; Chordata; Lepidosauria; Squamata; Natricidae
Product: zinc finger protein 397-like
Exons: 4
Coding region: 288-1964 (558 amino acids)
Biological process (GO): regulation of transcription by RNA polymerase II
Molecular function (GO): DNA-binding transcription factor activity, RNA polymerase II-specific; RNA polymerase II cis-regulatory region sequence-specific DNA binding
Source: RefSeq, a predicted model, not a curated record
CUCAUAGAUGGCCGACGAAAACUCCUUCCUGUUUGCCGCCGAGCCCGCGUCUCGCUUCCCGAAGAAGAAAGAGCAGUGCAGGUAGCAAGAGGAAAUUCUGUUAUCUCAAAGACGGCAGUUAGAAAUUUUUGAAUGCUUGGCUGCUUUCCUUCCAAAUAGUUUUGUUGAAUGAUUCUUUUAGGCUGUUGAUACUGGACAGACCUAAAAAGACUUCUACAGUGGUCCUCAAGGACUGACGCUGAAAAGGAGAAAGGCAAAAUAAAACAAAGCUAGCUUCUGCGGAGGAAAUGGCCCUCACACACAAAACAGAGGCAACCAAGGGUCUCCUAAAAGAAAAUGUAGACCCGGAAAUAAAAAUGGAAGCGCAGUGUUCCUCAGGCCUUCAAUCUGGAGAAGGAAGGAAAAGAGAAGAUUUCCCAGAAACCGGGAAGAUUAAGCAGGAGUUUAUCUACCAAGUGAAAAAAGAGCCAGAGGAAGGGCCAUCUGGAAAUUGGGAUGCUCAACUGCAGGAGUUCCUGAAGACGCUGCAGGCUCCUGAUUCCUCCCCUUCACUGGCCUGGGGUGACCCUAAAACCACCCAGGUGCUCUCUCAGAGGAUGAGGGAUGCCAGCAACUGCCCCAGAGUACUUUGGAUGACUCAGGCCCAGCCACCCCUGGCCGUUGAAGCCCAGGAGGACUAUGAGAGCUCUCAGGAAGCCGCACCCGGCGGGAGGGGGCAGAAGGGGGCCGGGAGUGGGCCUGGGGCCAGGCUGGAGAAACAGCGCCAGCAGUUCCGGGAGCUUUGUUACCAAGAGGCCGAAGGGCCUCGCAAACUCUGCAAGCAUCUCCAAGAACUUUGCCACGAGUGGCUGAAGCCGGAGAAGCACACCAAGGACCAGAUCUUGGAUUUGGUGACGUUGGAGCAGUUCUUGGCCAUCCUGCCUUCGAAUAUGCAGAGCUGGCUGAGAGAAAACGCUCCGAGGACCUGCGCCCAGGCCGUGUCGCUGGCAGAAGACUUCCUCGUCAGGCAGCAGGUCAAAGGAUGGAGCAAGCAGAUGAUGGGGAUGACAGAGGAGGAAUCUGAAAAGCCCCCCAAAGGAAACCAAGCUCUGUCGGAGAUGGUGAAGGCACGGCUUUUUAAGGAAGCCAAGCAAGAAGCCGGAGGGGAGGAAGGCUCACUGGUCGAUGGUUGGCCUGAGCCACAGAGGACAUCGCUGGGAACGGCUAGAGAGAAUUACUUCCUGUCUCCCAAUGGGACUCAACAUGGAGCAGAGCAGCAGGACAGAAACAAAAGCGAGGCAGGGACAGAGGAGGUGGAGGGCUCACAAGGGUUUUUCCAAGCGGCUCCUGAAUCCCCCUUCCUCAACACCAAGGGGAAGUAUGACGCGGGGGGCCUCAGCCAAAGCUCCCACCUCGAUGCGUGCGAGAACCCUGACCCGGAGGAGAAACGUUACAAGUGUUGGCAUUGCAGCCAGACCUUUGGCAGCAGCUCGGAUCUCUUGACGCACGAGAGGACCCACGUGGACGAGAAACUCUACAUCUGCUCCCACUGCGGAGAGAAGAAGAGAAUCCGCCCAGGGCAGUACUCCCGCAUCUGCUCCCACUGCGGGAAUAAUUUCGGCUGGAUCCCCAAAGAGAAGCUGGGCGCUGACCUAGACAAAUGCUUCAUGUGUUCGGAGUGCGGGAAAUGCUACAUUCGGCAGACGGACUGCCUCAAGCACCAGAAAACCCACAGCGGAGAGAAGCUGUUCAUUUGCACAGCCUGCGGGAAAAAAUUCAUCUCGUACACCUCCCUCAAAAUGCACCAGAUGGUCCAUCGUGGGCAAGACACUCACCAGUGUUUGCGAUGUGGGAAAUCCUUCAUGUCCCGGUCGCACCUGUUGCUGCACGAACUGGUCCACAAGAACAGCUCGCACUGCGGGAAAAGCUUCAGCCGGAAAGCAGAACUGGGGGAACAUGAGAAAACUCACACAGCCACCGAGUAGCCGUUCACCUUCCUUGAACUAAUAGGAAGAACAUUUUCUUGAACCUCAGGCGACAAAGCCCACUUUGAAGGGACGGAGAGACACUUGAACUUUUGAAAGCCUUAGAUGUGGUCACUAAUGAGCUCCCAAAUUUUAUUACCCAGGUAUUUUUCUUUUUAAAUAUGUCAAAAAUUAAAAAAAACAAGUCAAAACUUUUACUUAGAAAGUCAUGGUAAAAGGACUGUGGGGGAUUCCAAGUCGGAGUGUUUCUAAGAGUUGGAACACAGCAGUUCUCUGUAAUUGCGUAAAGCUGUUUUUGUCUUCCUAGGAUCCGGUGCCAGCUGGGAGGCAACUGUCUUGUUGCAGGAAAAGGCAUGGCUGCUUUGUAGACAGAUGCCACGUUGGCACUCCAAAUUUGUUUUUCAAGCGAUCAAAUCCGAAAUUAAACCGCAUAGUCCAGCUAUUACCUAAACUUGAUUGUAAUUAAAUUUAAAGACAAAUAAGCCAAACAGAGCAUUUUCAUGCUCCCAGUGCUACUUUUUAGAGAUCACACAAGCAGCACUCCAAGCUUUUUCUCCUU